Solanum stenotomum is the source of this 614-nucleotide messenger RNA. RefSeq lists its product as uncharacterized. The record is from RefSeq and is a predicted model, not a curated record. NCBI's taxonomy places the organism in Eukaryota, Viridiplantae, Streptophyta, Magnoliopsida, Solanales, Solanaceae. Bases 371 to 517 code for a protein of 48 amino acids. The transcript has 2 exons.
ACAAAUCCAUAUCACAAAAAAUGGCAUUCUUUAAAUGGUAAGUCAGUGAAUAAUAUGAUUGAUACCCCUUUUGUGAAAUCAAAGGAUUUUCACAGGAUCUUGAUUCCCACUUUUUGUCUUAUGUAUGAACUUCUUUGCAGCUGUCGAAGCAGAAACCUGUUUUGAAAGUUUGGUGGUUGGUCAAGGACAAAUCUUGGAUCCCUUUUGGGUAUGAACUGAGGAUUUGGGGUUUUCUAUAUAUGGAUUUGGUGUGGAAAGGUGAUUGCUUUUUGGGUCAAAUUUAUUUGAUGAAGUGAGGAUUUGGGGUUUUCUAUAAAUGGUUUUGGUGUAGAAAGGUGAUUGCUUUUUUGGGUUUACUGAAUCUUGGAUCAUGGCGGUUCCAUGGAGUACAACACUGUGGAUGGCUAAGAUGGUGUGGAUGGCAUUGAGUGGUUGGGUAGUCUCUUGCUUGACUAUUGCUGAUGAGGUUGCUGCCUCUUUUCGAACUGGUGAUAUUGGUCCUUUUCAUGUUGGUUGAGUUAUAUUGUACAGAAACAUCAUCUUCUCCUUUGUUUGUGAAUUGUUGCUUGCUUCUUACAGAUUUUGUAAAUUUAUGGAUAAAUAUCAUUUACAGU